Messenger RNA from Parastagonospora nodorum SN15, 1023 nucleotides. RefSeq lists its product as hypothetical. Lineage: Eukaryota; Fungi; Ascomycota; Dothideomycetes; Pleosporales; Phaeosphaeriaceae. The transcript has 2 exons. The coding region runs from base 1 to 1023 and encodes 340 amino acids. The record is from RefSeq and is a predicted model, not a curated record.
AUGUUCUUCAGAACUGCCUUGAUCGGUGGACUACUUGCUGCCGGACACGCAACCGCCAUCAAGCUUCGGGAUGUCAACACUCUUCUUCAACGGAACAAAGAUGUGGAAAGGGGCCUGCUGGGAGACGCCGAGCGCAUCGCAAGUCUUACCCGACGACAAGACCCGAGUCCAGCCGACACCGCGCCUUUGUCAUCGAUAUCGCCAGCAUCUGGAGACGCAUCCGGCGCGGAUCUAGCGAGAUGGGAGGAGGAGACGAAGAAAGCAUGCAUGGAUACGCUCAGCAAUCUCAAUGGACAAGCAUCGAAUCCAAGUGGCAUUGUCGUCUGCUACAACCUUCCGUUCCUCGACAACUCAACAGGUGUCUUCCAGGCUGAGCUACGCAUGUACAAUGUGUCUGCUCCCAUCGAUCCUUGGCUUGGUGUCACCGCUGCCGAUGUCAGCAUGACACUUUCCUACCUCGGCGCCACCGUGCAAAACAUGGCCGGUAACUUCUCGAAACGCGACAUUGGCUACCCACCGGUGCGAAGGGAAGUCAGUGAUGGAUUGUUGGUCGAGAGGCAGAACAUCAACACCAUGACGGAAUUGAAGGUGCUUAUGUAUGUUGGCCGGGUCAACAGCAACUUGAUGGGUUCCGCGAUGAACGUGGAGUCCCUCAAGCCGCUCCUAAUUCCCCAAAUCGAUCUCGCAGCGCGUAACCCCGUCACUGGCCGAGACGUCGAGACGACCCUUUCAUCUGGAGACGCAUCUUUUGUUAACGGUGUAUUCUCAACCUCAGCCAACGGCCCAACCAAUGUCGACCCCAACGCAGCCGCGGCCGCCUCGUCAGCCGUCCAGUCCGCUGCGCCCUUCGUCGUACCAGGACAGUCCAUUGAAAUCUCUCCCAUUGGUGUAACAAUCACCACCAUCUGGGCUGGUCUAUUUUUCCUCGUAGUUGGCGGAGGAACAUACGGCCGCAUCCAAUUCCGUGAGCAGUACCGAAGACGUGUAAGGACAGAGGCGGCCCGUGGUGUGCGCACCAUCUAA